GUACUUCCUCCGCCAGGGAACGAGGUUACUAUUACUGGAAAAUUCUGUUGGCGUCACUCACGUGCGUGGCUGUAAAGUGAAAGCAGAAGAAUCAAGAUGAGUCUACCAGCCAAGGAGCUGCAACUCCUGCGGGCAUUUGUACAGAUGGUUAAAGAAAAUGCAAGUAUCCUGUACAGCCCCGACCUAAAGUUUUUCAAGGAUUGGUUGGAAAGUAUGAAUGCCACCUUACCAAAAAAACCAGAAAGUCCCCCAGAACCAGAGAAAUCUGAGUCCCCAGAACCAGAAGAGAUGCCUACAUCCGCCCCAGAACCAGCUCCUGAGCCAGCCCCUGAGCCAGAGGAAGAGCCUGAGAGUGAGGAGAGUGACUUAGAAUUAGACACGACGGAUGUGAUAGAGGAUAAUGAUGACGAACUGCCAGAGUAUGGAGAUGAGUCCAUUGAGGUUACUGAAGAGAUGAUGGAUGCGGCUAAUGACAAAAGGUCAGAAGCCAUGGCAGUAAUGUCUGACGGUAAAUUUGAUGAAGCUGUUGAGAAAUUUACAGAAGCUAUCAAGUCCAACCCAAUGUCUGCUCUUCUUUAUGCCAAGAGGGCCAGCAUUUAUAUCAAAAUGAAGAAACCAAAGAAAGCUAUACAUGACUGUACUAAGGCGAUAUCUCUAAAUCCUGACUCGGCCCAGCCCUACAAAUGGAGAGGCAAUGCCAACAA
This is a messenger RNA of Pecten maximus, 704 nucleotides long. Its product is annotated as hsc70-interacting protein-like. Gene Ontology annotation, molecular function: Hsp70 protein binding; protein dimerization activity. Lineage: Eukaryota; Metazoa; Mollusca; Bivalvia; Pectinida; Pectinidae. The record is from RefSeq and is a predicted model, not a curated record.